GGCUCACAGAGACUCUCUUCUGACAACUGACGCAGCACUGCCAGUCAGCCUCCAAGGACAACUGCCUGCCUCACACCUGGAAAGCAAGUGUGCGUCUUAUCUCCUGGAUGUGGACCAUAAUGGGGAUGACUCGGGGUAUGCUGUUGCUCCUACUAAUGCAGACUUUAACAGGAUGGACAGCUGCUCAAACCACAACUGCUUCAACCACAACUGCUUCAACCACACCUGCUCCAACCACAACUACUCCAACCAAAGCACCACUAAGUCUUCAAGUGAGACUAGCCAACUCUAACAGCAGCUGUUCUGGCAGAGUGGAGAUCUUCCUCCGCGGCCGUUGGAUGACGGUGUGUGACAACUUCUGGAGUUUGAAUGAUGCUCAAGUGGUUUGUCGACAGCUGGGCUGUGGCAGAGCUGUGGCAGCACCAGGAAAUGCACGUUUUGGACAGGGCACUGGACAAAUUUGGAUAGAUGACCUUCGGUGUACAGGGAAUGAGGCAUCACUGAGAGACUGUGCACAUGGGGGAACAGGGUUCCCUUGUCGUCAUUUUGAGGAUGCUAGUGUCAUUUGUGAAGAAAUUCCUACAGUGAGACUGGUCAACUCUCACAGUCGCUGCUCUGGAAGAGUGGAGAUCCUCCACAACAACCGUUGGGGGACGGUGUGUGACGACAUUUGGGAUUUGAAUGAUGCUCAAGUGGUUUGUCGACAGCUGGGCUGUGGCAGAGCUGUGUUAGCACCACACAGGGCAUUUUUUGGGACGGGCAGCGGACAAAUUUGGUUAGAUAAUGUUCGGUGUUCAGGAAAUGAGUCAUCUCUAACAGCCUGUCCACAUCGGGGAUUAGGGAAACACAACUGUGCUCACAGAGAGGAUGCUGGUGUCAUUUGUGAAGAAAUUCCCACGGUGAGACUGGUCAACUCUCACAGCAGCUGCUCUGGCAGAGUGGAGAUCCUCCAACUCGGCCAUUGGGGGACAGUUUGUGACGACAGCUGGGAUUUGAAUGAUGCUCAGGUGGUUUGUCGACAGCUGGGCUGUGGCAGGGCCGUGGUAGCACCACACUGGGCACGUUUUGGACAGGGCACUGGACAAAUUUGGUUAGAUGACCUACGGUGUACAGGGACUGAGACAUCACUAACAGACUGUCCAAAUCGGGGAUUAGGGUCCCACAACUGCCUUCAUUUUGAGGAUGCGAGUGUCAUUUGUGAAGAAAUUCCCACAGUGAGACUGGUCAACUCUAACAGCAGCUGUUCUGGCAGAGUGGAGAUCCUCCAACACGGCAGUUGGGGGACGGUGUGUGACGACUUCUGGAGUUUGAAUGAUGCCCAUGUGGUAUGUCGACAGCUGGGCUGUGGCAAGGCUUUGUCAGCACCAGGAAAUGCAGCUUUUGGACAGGGCACUGGACCAAUUUGGUUAGAUAACCUUCAGUGUACAGGGAAUGAGACAUCACUAACAGACUGUCCACAUCCGGGAUUAGGGUCCCACAACUGUGCUCACAGAGAGGAUGCUGGUGUCAUUUGUGAAGGAAAUACAGUGAGACUGGUCAACUCUCACAGCCGCUGCUCUGGCAGAGUGGAGAUCCUCCACAACAACCGUUGGGGGAUGGUGUGUGACGACAUUUGGGAUUUGAAUGAUGCUCAAGUGGUUUGUAGACAGCUGGGUUGUGGCAAGGCUCUGUUAGCACCACACAGGGCAUUUUUUGGGAUGGGCAGCGGACAAAUUUGGUUAGAUAAUGUUCGGUGUUCAGGAAAUGAGUCAUCACUAACAGACUGUCCCCAUCGGGGAUUAGGGAAACACAACUGUGCUCACAGAGAGGAUGCUGGUGUCAUUUGUGAAGAAACUCCCACAGUUAGACUGGUCAACUCUCUCAGCCGCUGCUCUGGCAGAGUGGAAAUCCUCCAACACGGCCAUUGGGGGACGGUUUGUGACGACAGCUGGGAUUUGAAUGAUGCUCAGGUGGUUUGUCGACAGCUGGGCUGUGGCAGGGCUGUGGCAGCACCACGCAGGGCACGUUUUGGACAGGGCACUGGACUAAUUUGGUUCGAUGACCUUCGGUGUACAGGGAAUGAGACAUCACUAACAGACUGUCCACAUCGGGGAUUAGGGAAACACAACUGUGCUCCCAGAGAGGAUGCUGGUGUCAUUUGUGAAGAAAUUCCCACAGUCAGACUGGUCAACUCUGACAGCAGCUGCUCCGGCAGAGUGGAGAUCCUCCAACUCGGCCAUUGGGGGACGGUUUGUGACGACAACUGGGAUUUGAAUGAUGCUCAGGUGGUUUGUCGACAGCUGGGCUGUGGGAAGGCUGUGGUAGCACCACACAGGGCACGUUUUGGACAGGGCACUGGACCAAUUUGGUUAGAUGACCUACGGUGUACAGGGAAUGAGACAUCACUAGCAGACUGUGCAAAUCGGGGAUUAGGGUCCCACAACUGCCGUCAUUUUGAGGAUGCGAGUGUCAUUUGUGAAGAAAUUCCCACAGUGAGACUGGUCAACUCUAACAGCAGCUGUUCUGGCAGAGUGGAGAUCCUCCAACACGGCCGUUGGGGGACGGUUUGUGACGACUUCUGGAAUUUGAAUGAUGCUCAAGUGGUUUGUCGACAGCUGGGCUGUGGCAAGGCUCUGUCAGCACCAGGAAAAGCACGUUUUGGACAGGGCACUGGACUAAUUUGGUUAGAUAACCUUCAGUGUACAGGGAAUGAGACAUCACUAACAGACUGUCCACAUCCGGGAUUAGGGUCCCACAACUGUGCUCACAGAGAGGAUGCUGGUGUCAUUUGUGAAGGAAAUACAGUGAGACUGGUCAACUCUCACAGCCGCUGCUCUGGCAGAGUGGAGAUCCUCCACAACAACCGUUGGGGGACGGUGUGUGACGACAUUUGGGAUUUGAAUGAUGCUCAAGUGGUUUGUAGACAGCUGGGUUGUGGCAGGGCUCUGUUAGCACCACACAGGGCAUUUUUUGGGAUGGGCAGCGGACAAAUUUGGUUAGAUAAUGUUCGGUGUUCAGGAAAUGAGUCAUCACUAACAGACUGUCCCCAUCGGGGAUUGGGGAAACACAACUGUGCUCCCAGAGAGGAUGCUGGUGUCAUUUGUGAAGAAAUUCCCACAGUGAGACUGGUCAACUCUAACAGCAGCUGCUCUGGCAGAGUGGAGAUCCUCCAACACGGCCAUUGGGGGACGGUUUGUGACGACAGCUGGGAUUUGAAUGAUGCUCAGGUGGUUUGUCGACAGCUGGGCUGUGGCAGGGCUGUCGCAGCACCACACAGGGCACGUUUUGGACAGGGCACUGGACUAAUUUGGUUCGAUGAACUUCGGUGUACAGGGAAUGAGACAUCACUAACAGACUGUCCACAUCGGGGAUUAGGGUCCAACAACUGCCAUCAUUUUGAGGAUGCGAGUGUCAUUUGUGAAGAAAGUCCAACAGUGAGACUGGUCAACUCUAACAGCAGCUGCUCUGGCAGAGUGGAAAUCCUCCAACACGGCUAUUGGGGGACGGUUUGUGACGACUUCUGGAAUUUGAAUGAUGCUCAAGUGGUUUGUCGACAGCUGGGUUGUGGCAGGGCUUUGUCAGCACCAGGAAAUGCAGCUUUUGGACAGGGCACUGGACUAAUUUGGUUAGAUAACCUUCAGUGUACAGGAAAUGAGACAUCACUAACAGACUGUCCACAUCCGGGAUUAGGGUCCCACAACUGUGCUCACAGAGAGGAUGCUGGUGUCAUUUGUGAAGUUGCCCAUGCUGCUCAAACCACAACUGCUUCAACCACUCCUACUCCAACCACACCUGCUCCAACCACAGCACCACUAAGUCUUCAAGUGAGACUAGUCAACUCUAACAGCAGCUGCUCUGGCAGAGUGGAGAUCUUCCACCUCGGCCUUUGGGGGACGGUGUGUGACGACUCCUGGAAUUUGAAUGAUGCUCAAGUGGUUUGUCGACAGCUGGGCUGUGGCAGGGCUCUGGCAGCACCAGUAAAUGCACAUUUUGGACAGGGCACUGGACAAAUUUGGUUAGAUGACCUUCAGUGUACAGGGAAUGAGAGAUCACUAACAGACUGUCCACAUCGGGGAUUAGGGACCCACAACUGUGCUCACAGAGAGGAUGCUGGUGUCAUUUGUGAAGAAAUUCCCACAGUGAGAGUGGUCAACUCUAACACCCCCUGCUCUGGCAGAGUGGAGAUCUUCCGCCGCGGCCGUUGGGGGACGGUGUGUGAUGACUUCUGGAAUUUGAAUGAUGCUCAAGUGGUUUGUCGACAGCUGGGCUGUGGCAAGGCUUUGUCAGCACCAAGAAGUGCACGUUUUGGACAGGGCACUGGACAAAUUUGGUUAGAUGACCUUCAGUGUACAGGGAAUGAGACAUCACUUACAGACUGUCCACAUCGGGGAUUAGGGACCCACAACUGUGGUCAUGCUGAGGAUGCUGGAGUCAUUUGUGAAGACAUUCCCACAGUGAGACUAGUCAACUCUCUCAGCCGCUGCUCUGGCAGAGUGGAGAUCUUCCAGCUCGGACGUUGGGGGACGGUGUGUGACGAUUUAUGGAAUUUGAAUGAUGCUCAAGUGGUUUGUCGACAGCUGGGCUGUGGCAGGGCUUUGUCAGCACGAGUAAAUGCUGGUUUUGGACAGGGCACUGGACUAAUUUGGUUAGAUGACCUUCAGUGUACAGGGAAUGAGACAUCACUAACACACUGUGCACAUCGGGGAUUAGGGACCCACAACUGUAAUCACAGAGAGGAUGCUGGUGUCAUUUGUGAAGAAAUAUCCACAGUGAGACUGGUCAACUCGGACAGCCGCUGCUCUGGCAGAGUGGAGAUCUUCCGUCACGGCUAUUGGGGGACGGUGUGUGACGACUUCUGGAAUUUGAAUGAUGCUCAAGUGGUUUGUCGACAGCUGGGCUGUGGCAGAGCUCUGUCAGCACCAGGAAAUGCACGUUUUGGACAGGGCACUGGACAAAUUUGGUUAGAUAACCUUCAGUGUACUGGGAAUGAGACAUCGCUAACAGACUGUCCACAUCCGGGAUUAGGAACCCACAACUGUGCUCACAGUGAGGAUGCUAGUGUCAUUUGUGAAGAAACUCCCACAGUGAGAGUGGUCAACUCUAACACCCCCUGCUCUGGCAGAGUGGAGAUCCUUCAACACGGCCGUUGGGGGACGGUGUGUGACGACUUCUGGAAUUUGAAUGAUGCUCAGGUGGUUUGUCGACAGCUGGGCUGUGGCAAGGCUUUGUCAGCACGAGGAAGUGCACGUUUUGGACAGGGCACUGGACAAAUUUGGUUAGAUAACCUUCAGUGUACAGGGAAUGAGACAUCACUAACAGACUGUCCACAUCCAGGAUUAGGGAAUCACAACUGUCGUCAUGCUGAGGAUGCUGGUGUCAUUUGUGAAGAAAUUCCCACAGUGAGACUGGUCAACUCUGACAGACGCUGCUGUGGCAGAGUGGAGAUCCUCCACGGCGGCCGUUGGGGGACGGUGUGUGACGACUUCUGGAAUUUGAAUGAUGCUCAGGUGGUUUGUCGACAGCUGGACUGUGGCAGAGCUGUGUUAGCACCAGGAAAGGCACUUUUUGGACAGGGCACUGGACCAAUUUUGUUAGAUGACCUUCAAUGUACAGGGAAUGAGACAUCACUAACAGCCUGUCCACAUCGGGGAUUAGGGAACCACAACUGUGCUCACAGAGAGGAUGCUGGUGUCAUUUGUGAAGAAACUCCCACAGUGAGACUGGUCAACUCUAACAGCAGCUGUUCUGGAAGAGUGGAGAUCCUCCACCUCGGCCGUUGGGGCACAGUGUGUGACGACAGCUGGAAUUUGAAUGAUGCCCAUGUGGUAUGUCGACAGCUGGGCUGUGGAAAGGCUGUGGCAGCACCACCCAGGGCACGUUUUGGACAGGGCACUGGAGUAAUUUGGUUAGAUGACCUACGGUGUACAGGGAAUGAGACAUCACUAACAGACUGUCCACAUCCGGGAUUAGAGAACCACAACUGUAAUCACAGAGAAGAUGCUGGUGUCAUUUGUGAAGGAAAUACAGUGAGACUGGUCAACUCUCACAGCCGCUGCUCUGGCAGAGUGGAGAUCCUCCACAACAACCGUUGGGGGACGGUGUGUGACGACAUUUGGGAUUUGAAUGAUGCUCAAGUGGUUUGUAGACAGAUGGGCUGUGGCAGAGCUCUGUUAGCACCACACAGGGCAUUUUUUGGGUCGGGCAGCGGACAAAUUUGGUUAGAUAAUGUUCGGUGUUCAGGAAAUGAGUCAUCACUAACAGACUGUCCACAUCAGGGAUUUGGUUCUCACAACUGUAUUCCCAGAGAGGAUGCUGGUGUCAUUUGUGAAGAAAUUCCCACAGUGAGAGUGGUCAACUCUAACAGCAGCUGCUUUGGCAGAGUGGAGAUCCUCCAACACGGCCAUUGGGGGACGGUGUGUGACGACAGCUGGAAUUUGAAUGAUGCUCAAGUUGUUUGUCGACAGCUGGGCUGUGGCAAGGCUGUGGCAGCACCACCCAGGGCACGUUUUGGACAGGGCACUGGAGUAAUUUGGUUAGAUGACCUACGGUGUACAGGGAAUGAGACAUCACUAACAGACUGUCCACAUCGGGGAUUGGGGUCCCACAACUGCCGUCAUUCUGAGGAUGCGAGUGUUAUUUGUGAAGAAAUUCCCACAGUGAGACUGGUCAACUCUGACAGCAGCUGCUCUGGCAGAGUGGAGAUCCUCCAACAUGGCCAUUGGGGGACGGUGUGUGACGACUUCUGGAGUUUGAAUGAUGCUAAAGUGGUUUGUCGACAGCUGGGCUGUGGCAAGGCUUUGUCAGCACCAAUAAAUGCAGCUUUUGGACAGGGCACUGGACCAAUUUGGUUAGAUAACCUUCGGUGUACAGGGAAUGAGACAUCACUAACAGACUGUCCCCAUCGGGGAUUAGGGAACCACAACUGUGCUCACAGAGAGGAUGCUGGUGUCAUUUGUGAAGGAAUUCCCACAAAUACUUCAAUCACAACAACUCCAACCACGACCACUUCAACCACGAUUACUACAACCACACAUGGUACAACCACACCUUAUCCAACCACGACUACUCCAACCACAACUACUCCAACCACGACUACCCCAACCACGACUACUCCAACCACGACUACUUCAACCACAACUUAUCCAACCACAACUACUCCAACCACAACUACUCCAACCACACCUAGUAUUAUCUUCGAUUCCUUCUUCGACAUCUACGGCUACUACAGAACUCCAGCUACUUCACCCACGACUGCUACAACCACAACUUAUCCACCCUCAACUGCUACAACCACAACUUAUCCACCCUCAACUGCUACAACCACAACUUAUCCACCCUCAACUGCUACAACCACAACUUAUCCACCCUCAACUGCUACAACCACAACUUAUCCACCCUCAACUGCUACAACCACAACUCAUCCACCCUCAACUGCUACAACCACAACUUAUCCACCCUCAACUGCUACAACCACAACUUAUCCACCCUCAACUGCUACAACCACAACUUAUCCAACCACAACUUCUACAACCACACAUGGUACAUCCUUAACUACUACAACCACAUAUGGCCAACAACCACUAAUCCAGGCCUCUCAGCUUGUUUGCUCCCCUUAUCAGCUUGAAGUUGGUGUGCCAUUGCAAAGCCUGCUGUCGGCUGGUUUGAAUGCAUUCUCUGGUCACAUGGCAGCCCCAUACUGUACCAGCUACACAGUGCGUGAUAAUAUUGUGUGGUACCAGGUGCAACGUAGGACUGGCUUCUGUGGAACUGUAAUGACGACCAACACCACCCAUGCCAUCUACAGCAACAGCUUGUUUUUCUUCCCUCUAAGUAACGGUUCCUUCGUUCUACCUUUGAUUAUUCCGUUCUCUUGUGCCUAUCCCUUGGACACCGAAACCAGCCUGAAUGCUGUAAUCAAACCUCAGCUCCUUAAGGGUGGCCUCGCGGGAUCAGGUACCAAAGCUAGAGCCUACAUGAAUCUUUUCCGGGACUCCAACUAUUCAUACAGCUACCCAGCGGGUCCGCUCUCUCUGCCAGUGGGCUCUGCCCUGCAUGUGCAAGCAUCUGUGCCUCUGAGUGAUCCAAGCUUUGCAGUCGUUCUGGAGGAGUGCUAUACCACUAGCUCCUCAAACCCUGAUGACCCCGUUCGAUACUUUCUCAUUCAUUCCAGGUGCUCUACUGACUCUCGUCGUGUGUCAGUGGUUGAGAACGGCCUGUCCUACCGUGCUCGAUUCUCUGCCCUGCUGUUCCCUCUCCAGGGUGGCAACCCAUGCGUCUUCAUUCACUGCAGACUACGCCUAUGUGACAAGAGGAGCCAUAACUGUGUUCCAAUUUGCAGAAAAAGGACUUAUCGCUCUGCUGACACAGUUGAAGGAGGAAACGUUACUACUACUAUUGGACCAAUCAACUUUCACUAAAUACAGUCUGGUAUCAG
Messenger RNA from Sebastes umbrosus (honeycomb rockfish), 8413 nucleotides. RefSeq names its product deleted in malignant brain tumors 1 protein-like. The record is from RefSeq and is a predicted model, not a curated record. Lineage: Eukaryota; Metazoa; Chordata; Actinopteri; Perciformes; Sebastidae. Gene Ontology annotation, cellular component: membrane. The transcript has 32 exons. The coding region runs from base 108 to 8396 and encodes 2762 amino acids.